UUAUUCGGGUGUUUCCCCAUCUGGUUCCAUCGCAUUCAUCUCUGCCUUUCCUUUCUUCCUCCUUUCUUCCUUCCCCUUUUCUUUUGCUUUUUCCACUUUUGCUUUUUGGGGAUCGGCGGGUGUCGUUAUUCGUGAUUGGAAGGGAGGGGUGGUUGUUUUCUUUCUCCUUGGUUUUGUUUCUUUGGGGCUUUCUAUUUUGGCGCUACUUUAUUAGGAUCUGAUGUGCAGGGCCGUAUCGAAAUGAGCAGCUUCAAGACGAAGCUCUUGCUCUUUGCUUUCCCUUCUUUCGCUCUGCUUUGCUUUGCCUGAAACCGUAAAGCGCGGUCUUACAUGAGAAAAAUGUUGGACCAAGUUUGAGAGAGAGAGAGAGAGAGAGAGAGGGCAUGUUGUUUCACAUGUACUUUGAUAAAGGAAAGAUGGGAAAUAAAAUAGAGAAGCAGGUGAUCAGAUUCAUGUAGAUGAAAAGGAAAGUGUCUUGAAGUGCACGUCCUCCUCAGGCUCUUUUCUCUCUUUCAGCUUUCCGUUUGGGCGUAGCAGAGAACAGCCAUCGCUGUUUUGUUACAGUGAUCAGUCGAUCUUUUUCUUGGUCGCUUAAAAGCUGGACCAAAGGAGACUUGAGAUGGGUUUUUGGUAUAAGUGCUGACGAGCAAUAAUUAUUGUUGUGCGGAGUCAUAAUUCAGAUCCUUUUGGAGAGGUUUGAGUAUGAAAGAUAAAGGCUCUUCAGAUGGAGUUGGGAAUGGAAAGGUGGUGGUUGUUGCCGUGAAAGCCUCAAGGGAAAUACCAAGAGCUGCAUUGGCGUGGACUUUGACUCAUGUUGCUCAACCUGGGGAUUGCAUCAAGCUGCUUGUGGUCAUAUCUCACUCUUCAAGUAAAAAGAUGUGGAUGUUUUCGAAGUUUGCAAGUGACUGCACCACUGGUCAUCACCGGUCUAUCUCAGAGAUCAGUUUGGAUGAGAAGGACGACAUUGCAAAUUCAUGCUCUGAAAUGAUGUAUGGACUCCACAAUGUCUAUGACCCAGACAAGGUCAAGGUUCGGCUGAAAAUUGUUUCCAACACACCAUGUGGAGUGGUUGCUGCUGAAGCCAAAAGAGUACAUUCAAACUGGGUUAUAUUGGAUAAGCGGCUGAAACAUGAGAAACAGGUCUGCAUUGAUGAACUGCAGUGCAAUCUAGUGGUCAUGGAACGAUCUAAAGCAAAGGUCCUGCGUCUCAAUUUGAUUGGAUCACCAGGGCUUGAUUCAGAAACAUCUCCUUUGUCCUUGGUUGAUAUCGAUGUAUCUCAUGUGGAUGCUAGUCUUGAGUGUGAAGAUAUGAUCAGAGGGCCACUUGUGACUCCCGCAAGUAGUCCAGAACACGAGUCACCGUCCACCACAACUGACAUUGGAACUUCAUCUAUAUCAAGUUCAGAUCAAGUGAACUCCCCAUUUCUCCUCUCUGAAGUCCACAGAAAACUACAGAAUGAGUACAUAGGUAAAAUUGAAGUGAAACGGAAUUUUGAAUAUUCUGACUCCGAUGUAGAAAGUGAAAAGCUGGGUCCUCCUGCCAUGUCAUGGUUGGAAGAUACUUUCAACCCUUUGGAGGAUAAAUCACCAAAGCCCGACGAUAAAGCUUUCUUUAGCACCUACGAAUCUUUGAUGGAUCAAAUUUCUAAUUUGGAGAGAGACCCUGAUAGGGGAAUCAAUUUUAAGCUUGACAUGGACAUAAGCAGAAGCGUUAGGGAAGCAAUUUCGUUGUCCAGAAAUGCACCUCCUACUCCUCCUCCACUAUGCUCAGUGUGUCGACACAAGGCACCUGUUUUUGGGAAUCCACCGAGGUGGUUCUCAUACUCUGAGUUGGAACUUGCUACUGGUGCAUUUUCUCGAGCAAAUUUUCUGGCUGAAGGUGGAUAUGGUUCUGUCCAUCGAGGGGUUUUACCUGAUGGCCAGGUCAUUGCCGUGAAACAGCAUAAGUCAGCAAGUUCACAGGGUGAUGUAGAAUUUUGUGCAGAAGUCGAGGUUUUGAGCUGUGCCCAGCAUCGCAAUCUUGUCACAUUGAUUGGGUUCUGUGUUGAGGAUGGAAGAAGACUGCUGGUUUAUGAGUAUAUUUGCAAUGGCUCUUUGGAUUCACAUCUUUACGGACGUGAUCGGGACCCUUUAUCAUGGUGCGCACGACAAAAAAUUGCAGUUGGAGCAGCUCGAGGGUUGAGGUACCUUCAUGAAGAAUGCAGAGUGGGUUGCAUUGUACACCGUGAUUUGCGGCCUAACAAUAUUCUUCUCACGCAUGAUUUUGAGCCAUUGGUUGGAGAUUUCGGACUUGCGAGAUGGCAACCCGAUGGAGACAUGGGAGUAGAAACAAGAGUGAUAGGGACAUUCGGGUACUUGGCUCCAGAAUACGCUCAAAGUGGUCAAAUCACUGAAAAAGCUGAUGUAUAUUCAUUCGGUGUGGUGCUCGUAGAGCUUGUUACGGGACGAAAGGCAAUGGAUAUAAAACGUCCCAAGGGUCAGCAAUGCCUCACUGAAUGGGCACGGCCAUUACUAGAAAGACGUUCAAUCAGUGAAUUGAUUGACCCGAAUUUGAACAAUUGCUACUCAGAGCAAGAGGUUCAUCGAAUGCUGAAGUGUGCUUCAUUGUGCAUCCGGCGGGAUCCUCAAUUAAGGCCUCGCAUGUCUCAGGUACUACGCAUGUUAGAGAGCGAUACUACCUUGAACUAGACAGAGAAGCAACGAUACUCGCUCGUUGAAUCAAAAAUAUGAAUGGAGCAUGCCUGUCAGCAUGUGGAUGGUAACUGAUGGCAACGCUAGUAUAACUGUGCCUCAGAUAUGGGUAUUGGAACCUAGGUACUAAGCAUUCAAUCUGACAAAUGGAAGGCGAAAGUCCUCAUUGUCAGAAGCAUUUGUAGAAUGUCAUAUUUGGGGUUUGUCAAACCGAGAGGCAGAUGGAAUACCAGGAAAUUUUCUUCGACUUCAUUUGCAACAGGAAUGUGAACUGCCAAGAGAUGGUUGAGGUGGAAACUCUCGUGAGAAAGCACUACUUGUCAGUUUCAUUCAAAAGAAGCAGAAUGGGACGCUCCCAUGUAUUUGCAGCUUGAGUUCUUUCUUCACUGUCUAAAUUGGAAUGUGAUUGCUUUUUUAGCCCUUCUGUAUGAGGUUUAUCUGGCAAAUAUUCUGAGGAAGUAGGCCCCUGAAACUCGAGGCCUGCUUCUCGACACACUCUAGGAAGAUCUUUUCAGACAGCAGUAGUUGCCUGGAAGGAACUGCCUUGGCAAUGGAGUUACUACAGAAUCAGCUCAAGAGCUUCUUUUUCUGGACUUACGUGAUCUGCCAGGAUCUUUUCCCAUGUGUUGCGUGUACAGUGUGUUAGUGACUGGAAGGAGUGGCUCACAUGACCGGGUUGUGCGAAGUGUACCCUGUGAACCAGCCAAGCGAAUGCAGGAAGCUUCUUGCUGAGAAGGAGGCUUUGUCAUUUUCUUGAAGCUCCUUGUAUAUUAGAGUAGAAUGGGUAGCUUGUAUCUUCUCAUAUGCUAAAUUUUUCACUGGAAUGAAAUUUUCACAAUGGUUCAAUGAA
Molecule: messenger RNA, 3541 nt
Organism: Eucalyptus grandis
Lineage: Eukaryota; Viridiplantae; Streptophyta; Magnoliopsida; Myrtales; Myrtaceae
Product: inactive protein kinase SELMODRAFT_444075
Exons: 9
Coding region: 703-2688 (661 amino acids)
Biological process (GO): protein phosphorylation
Molecular function (GO): protein tyrosine kinase activity; ATP binding
Source: RefSeq, a predicted model, not a curated record